This is a messenger RNA of Centropristis striata (black sea bass), 4012 nucleotides long. RefSeq names its product chloride channel protein 1-like. NCBI's taxonomy places the organism in Eukaryota, Metazoa, Chordata, Actinopteri, Perciformes, Serranidae. The record is from RefSeq and is a predicted model, not a curated record. Gene Ontology annotation, biological process: transmembrane transport; chloride transport. Gene Ontology annotation, molecular function: voltage-gated chloride channel activity. Gene Ontology annotation, cellular component: membrane. The coding region runs from base 1 to 3309 and encodes 1102 amino acids. The transcript is spliced from 27 exons.
AUGAGAUCCGACAUUGAGAGGCGCUGGUCGGGUCGCCACAUGCAGCAGGACCUGAUGAUGGAGUACCUACAGAACAGGAUACUGCAGAAGUUCAGUCGCCAUGAUCUGGGCAAACGGUAUGCCAGCAGGUCUCUGUGUUGCAGCUCCUCCACGACCAUCAUUAGAGGCGACUGCACUGACACCACCCCCAACAGCUCAGGUAGGAAGGGGUGCGGCCCCAGGCCCGACACGAAGGAAGCGAAACCCAAAAAUUGCUGCUUAUCACCGCUGUUUGCUGUGCCUGAGGAAGAUGAACUCUAUGGGGAGUACCAAGAGAACCAGGGAGGCUCCGGCAGACGGGAGGCCACGCGCCUGCUGACAGAGAGACAGAUCAAGAAACAUGGCAGCCAUCCCCGCAGCCACGGCAGGACGCGACAUGGCCGGCGUAGCCACGGUCAAAAUGGAUACCACGGCCGCCAUCAGCACGGCUACCACAGCCGCCAGAGGAACAGGAAGCAGAGCAACAUGGAGGCAGAAGGUGACGAGCAGGAUGAGCAAACGGCUCAACCUGACCUCACGUCCUCUGUGAAGAAGAAACGGUCUUACUCCAAAUGUCGGGACUGCAUAGCACGGGUGCAGCGAUUCCUUGUGACCAGGUUGGGAGAAGACUGGAUCUUUCUCGUUCUGCUGGGCAUCACUAUGGCGCUGGUCAGCUGGACUAUGGACUACGCCAGCGCAAAGAGCCUGCAAGCCUAUAAAUGGAUCUAUGUGGAACUGAAGGGGAACAUCCCCCUGCAGUACAUGGCCUGGGUUUCAUAUCCCCUGAUCUUCAUCCUGUUCUCCUCCUUCUUCUGUCACCUGGUCUCUCCUCAAGCUAUCGGUUCUGGCAUCCCAGAGCUGAAGACCAUCCUGAGAGGAGUGGUGCUAAAGGAAUAUUUAACUCUUAAGGCCUUUGUUGCCAAAGUCAUUGGUCUGACUGCUGCCCUGGGCAGCGGGAUGCCUGUAGGCAAAGAGGGCCCGUUUGUUCACAUCGCCAGUAUCUGUGCUGCAGUUCUCAGCAGGUUCAUGUCCAUCUUCUCAGGAGCUUAUCAGAAUCCAUACUGUUACACAGACAUCCUGACAGUGGGCUGUGCUGUUGGGGUGGGCUGCUGCUUUGGUACCCCACUAGGAGGUGUGCUCUUCAGUAUAGAGGUAACAUCCACAUACUUUGCUGUGAGAAACUAUUGGAGAGGAUACUUUGCUGCUACAUUUAGUGCCUUCAUAUUCAGAGUGUUGUCCGUGUUCAACAAAGACGCAGUAACCAUCACUGCUCUGUUCAGGACAAACUUCCGCAUGGAUUUUCCUUUUGACCUGCAGGAGCUGCCAGCAUUCGCCAUCAUUGGGAUCUCCUGUGGGUUCCUGGGGGCGUUCUUCGUCUAUCUCAACAGACAGGUGGUGCUGUUCAUGAGACGACCCAACGCCAUGACGCGCUUCCUCAUCAAACACCGGCUGAUCUUUCCUGCUGUAGUAACGCUGGUCAUCGCCACCUUGACCUUCCCACCCGGGUUCGGACAGUUUAUGGCGGGAGAGCUGAUGCCAAGAGAAUGCAUCAACUCCCUUUUUGACAACUUUACGUGGACAAAGAUUUCGGGAUCUCCUCCUCCGGCCGGUCUGGGCCGCUCCGCCGCCUGGCUGCACCCUGAUGUCAGCGUCUUCCUCAUCCUGCUGCUCUUCUUAUUCAUGAAGUUCUGGAUGUCUGCUGUGGCGACCACCAUGCCCAUUCCAUCUGGAGCUUUCAUGCCUGUCUUCAUACUAGGAGCUGCGUUCGGCCGGCUGGUGGGGGAGAUCAUGGCCACCCUGUUCCCUCAUGGCAUCGUGUUCGAUGGCAUCCUGUACCGCAUCAUCCCCGGAGGCUACGCAGUCAUUGGAGCGGCAGCUUUGACCGGGGCCGUGACUCACACGGUGUCCACGGCGGUUAUCUGCUUUGAGCUGACAGGCCAGAUCUCCCACAUCCUGCCCAUGAUGGUGGCAGUAAUCCUGGCCAAUAUGGUGGCCCAGGGCCUGCAGCCCUCCCUGUACGACUCCAUCAUCCAGGUCAAGAAGCUGCCGUACCUGCCCGAGCUCGGCUUUGGACACAUGAGCCAGUACAACAUCUUUGUGGAAGACAUCAUGGUGAGAAAAGUCAAGUUUGUGUCGUCUCAGUCAACAUACAGAGAAGUCAAACUCCUGCUGGACUCCUCCUUAAUCAGUUCAAUCCCUCUGGUCGACUCCAAAGAUUCUAUGAUCCUGUUGGGCAGCAUUGACAGGUUGGAGCUUCUGGCUCUCUGUGAUUGGUGGUUGUCACCAGACAGAAGGCUCCUGAUGGAGGGCCAGAGCCUACAGGAGAGGAACCAGUCUCAGAAACACAGCUGGGAGUCCUUUGCCUUCGUAGAUGAGGAGGGAGAGGAGGAGGGAGAGAAGGGCAGCCCGGUGCAGGAGGAGAGGAAUGGCCCCCUGCCUCCUCCAAAACCUCAGGAGCCUUCCUCAAACCACACUGCUCCUGUCCCUGGUCCUCUACAGUCUGUGAGGCAAACACUCAGGAAUCUCUUCACCUCUAAGGACAGGCAGACGGAGGGACAGUCGCAGGAGCCCUGUCCACCUCCCCUGUCAGACACAAUGACACCAGAGGAGAUCAAAGCGUGGGAAGAGGCAGAGAUGGACAAGCCGAUGGAAAUCGAUGAGAUACGAGUAGACCCUUCCCCUUUCCAGCUGGUUGAGAGAACAUCAUUGCACAAGACCCAUACCUUAUUCUCCCUGCUGGGGCUGAGCCAUGCUUACGUCACCAGUAUUGGCAAACUGGUGGGAGUGGUGGCGCUGAAAGAGCUCCAGAAGGCCAUCGAGGGCUCCACCCGCUCCGGUGUCCGGCUCCGUCCUCCUCUCGCCAGCUUUCGCGACAUCAGCAACCACAAAUCAGUCCCUAAACCUUCAUCUUCUUCUUCUUCUACCGCUGCCCCUUCCCCUCCGUCCUCCACCUCCUCCCCCCCGGCUCUCCCCGCCGCCCUGCCCCCCCUCUCCUCCCCCCCUCACCACCCUCUCCACUACCACGAGAAUGAAACGGAGGUGUGGAUCGAGGGCGUGACCAUGGAGGUGGAGGAGAGCAGCAGCGGCGGCGCUAGCGGCGUUAGCGGCGUUAGCGGCAGCUCAGCCAGCGACAACAGCAACCUCACCCCCCCUCCCUCCACCACUCCUCCACCUGUCCCUUCCUCCUCCUCUCCUCCUCCUCCUCCUUCUCCUCCUCCCCCCUCCAUCCCUCCAGCCUUACAGAGACUCUUUGAGGGGGAUGAAGACAGUGAUGAUGAGCCAAUGGUUUAGAUUAGACAGGAGUGAUGGUUAUGUUUUUUAUAAUGGAAAACUUUUUUAAUGGUGUGAGUUUUUUUCUUCUGUUCUUAAUUUGUUGCUCCGGUCUUUGGACACCCAUUUACCUCUUUUUUUUUUCGUCGGCACUUUGGUAGAGCAAAGAUUUGAAAGCAAACGGUGUGUUUGCUUGAAGCUAGGCAUAUUUUCUAUUUAUUUGAGGACAGUUUAUCCCAGCCUUACCCACUCUGUCUGCUCCUUUAAUAGUCCCCAGCCCUCCCCGACGUCUCCCUCUUUACUUAAUACACAAAGCUCUCUCUGUGGAUGUUUUGAUACCUGUCCUUCCUCGCUCUCUCCUCAUUGUCUCUUUCUUGUUUAUUUUCCCACGCACAGUCUCAAGGGUUCAACCAAUAUGUGUUCUAUACCUGAGGCUAAAGUCGCCGCCAAUAUCUGCUCUUUUUGAUUUUUAUGCUUAAGAACGGGCUGUCAUUCAGGAUUAUUUUCCUUUUCAGGGGAUUAUAGCAUCUAAAGCAGCAUUAAGACAAUUAUGAUAACCAAAAAUCACCACUGAAAAACAAAUUGCUUCACUGUCGGUGGCUGUUUAAAACAAGAGUCAUCUUAAAUAUAAUGUACUGUUGAGAUUUAGCUUCAUCCCACUUUGAAUUGUAAUUGAUUAGACACAUCUGAUUUUCAGCACAACAUAUUUUUAUUUGGUAACACU